AUGGAGUUGGUCUGCAUUUUCGCCUAUGCUUCCGGCGUCUGUUUUACUCUAGAUUGCGGCGGUCUCGACACCGAGUUCGGCACGGGGACGAGACCGGCUAUAUUGGGGCCACUCUUCAACCGGGGCUUUCUUCACCAAGUCCGCGUACAACUUGCUCGUGGAGGGUGGUUCCCCGUCUGCGUGGACUCUUUGGAAAGCGAUUUGGACAUGGCCGGGACCUCCACUAAUCAAUCGAAAUCCCAGUAUCUGUCUCACCAAAUCACUUCAAAGAGAUGGCUAGUGGGGCAUUGCCGGUCGCAAGAUUCAAUUUCUCCUGAGAAUGAGUAUCGCUCGUCACGCAACAUAGCAAUCAGCUUGCUGAGGCGGUACAGAAAUUUUGUCGAGCGUGGUGGAGGAAACAACCUGAAGGAGUUCAUCAGCGCUGGUGUAAAUGCAUACGCGUUAGGAUGCACUGAAUUGGGGUUGAGGAAAGAGCUUACCGAUAUGAAGGAGUCUGGUGUUGAGAUUGAAGCUAUGCAAGCCUAUGGUGAAACUAUGGGUCUAAAGUCCAGAAUUUUUUCCCAAGAAGUUGAGGAAUGUAUAAUGUGGUUGAGCAUUGUAUUUAUCACGAUUCUUUGUACACCACAACCAACUGUAGUUCGAUGGUCUACCACAUGUCCAGUGUCGGAAGAUAUGCUGAUCAAGUGGAAGGGCUUUUGCGCGAUUAUAGCAAAUGCGUACUAUACAAGAGGAAUGGCUUGGCUUCCGGUGAAGACUCUCCAAUUGGAGCAAAUGGCGGUUAUGGGUCGUGCAGAGGAACCAUCUCUUGUGGCUAGCCGAAUGAGACUCGUAUUUAGCACACUUGAGGUUGUGAGUCCACAGUGGCCAAGAGUGUGA
Messenger RNA from Striga hermonthica, 876 nucleotides. The record is from the annotation of a GenBank genome assembly. Lineage: Eukaryota; Viridiplantae; Streptophyta; Magnoliopsida; Lamiales; Orobanchaceae.